UCACCAAAAGAAAGGGCAAAGAGAAGGGGAGCCUCUAUGAGCACUGGCGGCGGAGGAGAGAAGGUCGGCGGCGGAGGGAGCGGGUCGGCGAAGACGCCGUCGGACUUUCUCAAGUCAAUCCGAGGCCGUCCCGUCGUCGUCAAGCUCAACUCGGGGGUCGAUUACCGAGGUAUUCUAGCGUGUCUGGAUGGAUAUAUGAAUAUUGCAAUGGAGCAAACAGAGGAGUAUGUCAAUGGUCAGCUGAAAAACAAGUAUGGGGAUGCUUUCAUCAGAGGAAAUAAUGUUCUAUACAUCAGCACUUCAAAAAGGACUAUUGCUGAUGGUGGUUGACAGUUACUUUGCAGUCUCACUUUUGUCUGUGUUGUUUUUUUUAUCAGACCACGUGACUCGAUCUAUGUUUCUCUUGUUUAAAUGGCCGAGAAAAUUCAAAAAAUUGUAGUUCUAUGAUCCCACUGAACGGAUAUGGUUUAGCACGAUAGAUUGCUAUUUUUCA
This is a messenger RNA of Musa acuminata AAA Group (dessert banana), 493 nucleotides long. RefSeq lists its product as uncharacterized. Gene Ontology annotation, biological process: mRNA splicing, via spliceosome; maturation of SSU-rRNA. Lineage: Eukaryota; Viridiplantae; Streptophyta; Magnoliopsida; Zingiberales; Musaceae. The transcript has 3 exons. The coding region runs from base 37 to 330 and encodes 97 amino acids. Gene Ontology annotation, cellular component: sno(s)RNA-containing ribonucleoprotein complex; nucleolus; P-body. Gene Ontology annotation, molecular function: RNA binding. The record is from RefSeq and is a predicted model, not a curated record.